CCUGUAAGGGAAGCUCAGUCAGCUGUCACAGUCUGAGAGGCGACCAGAGGGACCACAGGCGAGGAGAAACACAACAAGAGCUAAAAAUGUCCACUUUUUCCAGCAUGUUUGGGGCUUAUACGCUGACCCAGCUCCACGAAUUUCUGGAGGACGACGAAAAACUCACCAAAAUGAUCCAGGAGAUGGAUGAGAUGCAGGGGGUCCAGCAGAGCAAGGAAAAGACACUGGCCAACAACCGGACCCUGGCUGAGCAGAACCUCGCCCUGCAGCCACAGCUGGACCACAAGAAAGAGCAGCUCACCAAGAGCUACAGCAAACUUCAGGAGAGCUUUGAGUCCUAUCAGCUUCGCAAGUCCUCCCUAGAUCACAAGUCUGGAAACACAUCCCUGGAUACUUUGCUGGCGCUACUGCAGGCGGAGGGAGCCAAAAUAGAAGAGGAGACAGAGAACAUGGCAGAUUCUUUCCUGGACGGUGACAUGACCCUGGACUCCUUCAUCGACGCCUACCAGAACAAGAGGAAGCUGGCCCACCUGAGACGGGUGAAGAUCGAGAAGCUGCAGGAGAUGGUGAUGAGCGGCCAGCGGCUCCCCCAGGCGUCGGUCCCCACCUCCCGAUCUCAGGACGUGUCGGCAGCGGCCUCCCUCCUCGCCGAGGUUGGCAACGGCUCCUCCCCCGUCGCCCAGCCCAGGAGGAAACCGCCACCGCCUCCUCCAUCCCAGCCAGCCCCCGUUCUGAGUCCGGCUCCGGCCGCUGCCUCCCAGCCUCCUGCCUUCUAUACAGCGUCACCAUACCCGCCGAUUCCUCCCAGAACAGGGCAGCCCUUCCCCAACGCCUCCGGCUACCCCAGUCACUACCUCUCUCAGUACCCCCCCGCUUUGCCUCAGAGGCCCCCGCCUCGCAUGGCCCCGCAGCCCGGCUUCAUCAUGCAGUAAAUAAAAGAAGUUGCCACUCAGAGGAUGCGGUACGUGUCGCGUGGACUUUUCACUACCGGAACUCCUCUGAGAACACUUUUUUUUUUCUCCUACGUCGUCUGCCUUCUUGGAUUACGACCAAUCACGACGCAAGAAGGCAGACCUGCGCCGGCUGGUCUGGUCACUUUCAGCCGAAGCAGAUCUCCAAUAACCUCCGUGGAUUCGCGCUCACUUCUCACUCCCGCCAACACUCCCACCAAAAUAGAAAAAAAAAGAGAGAAUCGGCCUCGACUCUGACGUAGUUAGAGUCCCUUUAACCGAAGAGGCUGCUGCAGGUUGUGGUGAAACUAGUGUCAGUAUGUGGGUCGCUGAGCUGGGACUUGUCAUUUAUCAGCACUUUCUGUCUCUAGUGCCCUCAGCCACAUGUUCCUUACGCUGUCAGGAACACUAAAAUCAUUUUUAAAAAAAGAAGGGGUUUGAUUAGUUAUGUCCAUCUGCAGCAUACUAAUUUAUGAUAAUGUAUAUGCAAGCAAGGAGAGACCCUAAUUACUGUGCAGUUUUGAUCAAAGUAACAUUUCCCAUAAUAUAUUCAGGCAAAAACUGCAUCUAUGCUGUGAUUUUUUUUUUUUUAUAUAUAUGAAAAUUCACAAGGUACAUAGGAAUAUUUGAAUUUCAACACUUAUGAUAUAGUACUAAUGGAUUUAUGUUAAUAAUAGCCAGGAUAGACUGAUUAACAUGUGUAAAGGGGGGUUUGGUUGGCUCCUCUUCAAUAUGUGGAUGAGUCUGUAGAGGGUCCAGACCGGCCCGGUCCAGGGUGGCUGACUGGUCCCUCUCAGGGCAGAGGGGAGCUGAAGGAGAGGACUAGCAGCUGAACUUUUGUAACAGAUGAGCAGGCCUGUUUCACCUCUCAGAAUGAAGGAUUUAUGUAUAGCCAUACAGUACACAUCAGACGUGUUUCACUUUCUGUGGGUUCCUGUUCUGAUCCAACACUCCUCUGUGUCCAUUGUUUUUUUUAACAGCCUCUGCUGGGAUUGGAAAUGAUGCCAACAGUUCUUUGGAUCUCAUACGUUCUGUAUAGUUCUGUUCAGUUUUCUGUCACACUGAGCACCAAAGACUUCCCACGCCAGUCUGUGUUUUUUUUUUUUUGUUUGUUUGUUUUUUUUAAUGUAUGUGAAACAUUUAUUGGGGUUGUCUGCCAUCAUUCCCAACAUAUCUGUUUGUGAUGCUGAAACACUAUUUUAACAUAAGACUGGAUAUAGAAGAUGGAUGCAGCCACAGUGAUGCUACACAUUAGUGGGCUGCUGUUUUGAAGCCUGGAGUUUGGCAUUCGGCCGUCGCCAUCUUGGUUUCCGUGGUGAACUGAUCAUAUUCAGACAUGAGGGAGCAGCUGGAAAAGAGCGAAGGUGGAUAUGACUAAGAACCAGGAUAGCUUGUUAUUCACUGAUGUCAGUCACCAGACAUGCCAAUCUAGUCAGACAUGUUCCCACAUAUACCUCUCUCUGUGGCAUAAUAUAUUAAUUAUAGAAGUAUAUAGAAACUAAGACACUGAUCAGAAGCCGCACUUAAUGACAUCAAAAUAACUUGAGGGAAGAAUUUAUUGACUUAAUACUUUUAGAGAGAAUCAUUUGAAGUUUAUUUGAGCCAGAGCUUUUCUAGACCCAAGAUGUGACUAUCGCUUUGACCUCACUUUUCAGACCUGGUGGCCACAUCCAUCUUUUAUAUACAGUCUAUGUUUUGGAAACAUGCAAGCCACGAGACCUCAAGAGGAACUUGCAAGGUCAAACUGGCUUUGGCAGCAGAUUUCUUUCUGGUGCGAUUUCAAACUUUACCUUUUUCCUUCCGUCUGCUGUCGAUGUGCACUGUUGAAGAGCCACGAGUGCCUACACUUGAAGUGACGUUGAUCACGUCCUGCUGACUACUCCAUGUUUUUCUAUGCUCAGCUGUAGAUGUUAGAGCCCCCGCCCCAACUCUUAAGAUAAAAAAAACUGACCUAGCGUCAGCCUGUCAGUCUGUCAGCGAUAGCAGGAAGCCAAUACUUACCAUGUGCCAGAGAGACGAGAGACACCCCCGGGCUGUGUGUCUAGUGGUGCUUGUACUUCUCUUCCAUUGCCUGGGGUGAAUUCACACGUUUUUGCAUGUGAUGCUGUUACUCUUUUUUAAAAUCAGAAAACUAACAGGGCUCUGAAAUGUUUGGUGUCAUAUCUCUGCGAUAUACUUCACCUCGAGGUGAAGAAAUGGACAAAACAUCCACGACAGCUGGCAACACUCCAUUAAAAAAAAAAACAUAAAAAAGGAAGCUAAGACGUCAAGUUAUUGAUGAACCAGCAUUUCUAACUAUUAACAGUGGAUAACUCUUUCGUGCAUGGCCUUUGCUCUUUGUGUUCAGUCGAGAUUCCUUUUUACUACUUUUUUUUUUGUUUUUGUUUUUUUUAGCUAUCAAGCUGCUUAUUAUGUUUGAACUGAUCCUCUGCAUCCAUGGUUUUAUAUGUGGUUGGUGAUAUUUUCAGUGUAAUGUUGUAGGUAUUUACUUAUAAUGAAUGUUUAAGUGGAAUUUAAUGCUAUUUUCAAGUUCAAUAAAUCUCAAUUGUUUUUGUA
Messenger RNA from Mugil cephalus (flathead mullet), 3506 nucleotides. RefSeq names its product VPS37B subunit of ESCRT-I a (gene vps37ba). The coding region runs from base 87 to 932 and encodes 281 amino acids. Gene Ontology annotation, biological process: protein targeting to vacuole; protein targeting to membrane; ubiquitin-dependent protein catabolic process via the multivesicular body sorting pathway. NCBI's taxonomy places the organism in Eukaryota, Metazoa, Chordata, Actinopteri, Mugiliformes, Mugilidae. The transcript has 4 exons. The record is from RefSeq and is a predicted model, not a curated record. Gene Ontology annotation, cellular component: ESCRT I complex.